AUGUCACUACCACCAGCAGCACGACGUACCGGCUCCGUGUGCGUGCCUCCCACCACUACCCUCGCCAUCAUCGACAUCAUCACCGCCACUCGUCUUCCUUCUGCUAUUGGUGCGCGCAGGUGGAGUCCUGACCUUGGGCGAUUUGAGGAGGAUCGUGAAUGUGCGGUUGCUGCUGUUGCUACCGUUGCUAGAGAGACUAUACUGCACCAGUUUUACGAGGAAGAAUGGGCGUCAUCUCUACCACCAGAUUGA
Hydatigera taeniaeformis is the source of this 252-nucleotide messenger RNA. The record is from the annotation of a GenBank genome assembly. NCBI's taxonomy places the organism in Eukaryota, Metazoa, Platyhelminthes, Cestoda, Cyclophyllidea, Taeniidae.